AUGGCUCCCAACUACAACCUCCUCCUCCCCAUGAAACUGGACGCCUUUGUCUUUAACGAAAAGGUGUGCAACGGAGUAGGACCCAACAAAGCAAAAAUUGCGCCCAUCACGCAGCCCAACUACACGUUUCUCCAGAUCAAAGAAGUCCAAGCUGACAUCCUUGAACACGUUGACAUCCACGCUUCGGCACCCGCAAGCAAGAACUCACGCUAUACCGACAUUGGUAAAGCCACCGUUCGACAGAACCGCCUGGGCGUGUACGUUCACUGGAGUUUGCCGCGACCUUUGCGGUCCGGUGUUGCUACAACCGAAAAGCCGGACGACAUCAACGACGGCAAGAAAGACCCCUCGGAAAAGUUUGACCCAAGCGCACCCAGAUACCCAGCGAUCCCCAAUCGUUGGCUUGUCAUCCGGCACAUCGAUCCAAAUCUUAAUCCCGAGCUGCCCAAGAACUACGACAAGAAAAAAGAUGAGUUCAAAUCAUGGAUCAUCGAAAGCGACAAGACCCGAAACAUCGACGACAUCCCUAUCACCGCCGAUCUCGAAGUGGAUGUAUCUCCUUUCAUCACUUCAUUUUUCGAGGGGUCAGCUAAAGACAUCAAGACCGAACAACAAGCCGAGGUGUUCAUAGGAUCUUGCGUGGAAGCCGCCACAUGGGAUGCCGAAGACAAGCCCAAGCCCGAUGAACAGAGGGUUGGGCUGACGGCUGCCAGCAGCUCGAACCAGCUGUUCAUCGACUACCAGUAUCACUGCGGCAACGUGUUUUCCAUGCUCGAUACGUUCUCCUACCAGGACGAACAGGACAAAACCUGCUGUCUCGAGUCCGCUGUUGCUCACUACUAUGUGAUCGGGUGGCACAACGACCCUGAGAAGGACAUAAUGGGGCAGUGGUCCGGUGACCAGACGUCGCGGGCUGCCAAGCUGCAGAAGCUGCGGGUUGGUAUCGAGACGAAGAUCCCUCAGGACCAGGAGGGCAGCAUUCAGGAGUGGCUGCAAAAUGCCGAAAGUGCGCGCACACUCUGCCACGGAGCCAUGUACGCCGUGGUCUGGAAUAAGGACAACCUUCCCAAGAAAGUGCCAGCUGACGAAGUGGCCAGCGCAAUGGCCAACAUGCCGUUUUCUGUCGGUGGCAGCCCGAUGGAUGCUGUACUUGCCUACAUUGGUGAGCGUGACCAGUCUGGGGUUAUUGAGGCGUCCAUCGGUGCUUUGCAGACGCUACAUCGUGGUGCAGACGACGGGGUAGACGCCCAGAUCGCUGCUGAUGACGAGGUACAAAGCUCCCACUUUGCUCACUUGGACGGCGGCGACCACUUCUUCUUGCCGGCUCAGGAGGGCGAAAAUUUUGGAGCACCUCCUUCAGACAACGACCAAAAGGUCGUGCGGUACAUGAACUGCGCCCAGCACUUGCUCGAUGCGACAAAUCGUCGUAUAAAGCAACUUCGUUGGGACAUGUUUUCGUGGUGGUGGAAGCUUGUGUCCGACAUCGACAAGGGCGUGGCAAAGGGAGAAGGUCAGGAUGAGGAUGAGAGUGGGAUCCAAACCACGGACGACAAGGAGGCCUAUGAAAUUCAGGACGAAAUUGAGGAGCUAGAGGCCAUGGCCUCCUACCUGGCAACUUUCAUCAGCAAACAGGCAGCAAAGGUAUCUGCGAAAAAGGGUGUCAUGGAGGCCUUCCAUCAGCGAAAUGACCCAACCCUCGUUGUCAGCAACAUCGAGACAGGCUGGCCAACUGACUUCAAUGAUGUCCUCCGUGCACGACUAGACGUCCAAACUGUUGCCAGCAAUGCUCCCGAACCACCUUCUAAGGCCUGUGUUGACAAGGUGCACGGGGACGUGGUCAAGGCGGCGCGGAAACUCGUCAAGGAAUUCUUGUUCUUCAAGAAUCUGAACCCCGAGAUGACCUACGCCAGCGGAGUUGUGCCUUUGUACCACGACGGGAAGCAUCCGUCCAAGCCGGUAGACAACAAGACAAACCCCUGGCGAGAUCGGUGGAACGACACACAGGCUUGGUUUCCGCUCUAUGUCGAAUGGGAGGCCGAGUAUACCCAUCAAUCUUUCGAAGAAUGGGAGCUCGGUCAACGGACACCCCGCGCGGCUGCUACGGCCAAGAUCGCAUACAUGCCCAAGAACGAUUUCCAAGUGGGCGAUAAUGACUCGGACAAGCCCAAAGACAAACGCACUCUCUCAGGACGGUCACUCAUCUUGCCCCAACCAACUUCCGCGAUGCGCGUCCAUGUAGAGCGUCUUUUUGCCAACUUGCCCAUUAGCCAACUGAACUCCAUGAUCAAACCGAAAGAGCGCAAAGACAUGCUCAAAAAGCUCGACGAAGUGGCCAUGCUCUCUUUACCCCUUGCCGGCUUGACGGACCACCUGACCACCCGCUACCAGGGCUCUCACGUCAAGCCGCUAGUCCGCCAACCAGGAAGGGAGCCGGUUGUGCUGCAAGAAGCCAUCGAUCUGCUCCCGUCGCCUAUACCAGGCCGCAACAAGAAGGCGGAUUUGUCCGUGAUCAAAGAGGAGAGCCAUCUGACGCCGUACGGUCCCCUCCCUGCGCUCGUCGGCAGCUACAUCUCAGGCUUCAAGCCGGUGACGCACGGCAAAAUGCGCUUUACCAAGAUUAACAUCAUCGACAAGUUCGGACAGGUUGCGCACGCCAUUGAUCCUAAUGCGGAAGAGGGUCCACUGAUAUAUCCAUCUGUGAGCCAGGAUUACAGCAUCGACGACGCCGACCACGACGCACCCGCACCACCGUUGAAGCGCGAGUCCAUCCAGCUUCCACUAGCAAUCAACCAGCCUGCCCGCCUUAACGCCCACUUCCUCGUUCGUGAUAACAAUCCAGGCCGCAUCAGCGUCAGCGGUGACAGUUGGCGUCCUUCCACCGAGUUCGAAAAACCGAUAUGGGGAUGGGUGGUCGUCAACUACGUCAACCGCGGCCUGCAAUUCUUCCUGCCGGAUGGGACAUUCUACCGAGAAGUCCGAUCAACAGCGGGCGCCAUCAAAUGGCUUCCCUUCGAAGAGUCCCCUACGCCGAGCAACAACGUACAACUGGACGCACUAAUUGACUCGCUGGUCUCCCACAAGGAGCGCCUCGAUGCGUUCACCAACAUGAUUAAUCUCGCACUAAGCAACUCCGUGCCGACGCCCAGCGCAUACAGUCAGUUCAUGAACUCACUCGUCGGUCGACCGCUCGUGCUGGCCAACAUGGGCUGGUCGCUUGAGCUCAACACGGACUCACUCAAGAACGAGUCCACACUCAGCGAGCAAAAGCCCGAACACGCCCCGCUGGACUCUGGUUUACUAACUGGCGAUGGCGGCAGCAAGAAGCAGUACAAGUUCAGCCUCCAGCUUGGCAACAAGGGCAAGAACCACGACGGGUUAGUCGGUUAUUUCCUCGCAAAGCCUUCUGGCAAGUCGAAUGAUGACGACAACGACGAUGAUGACGAGGAUGAUGAUAAUGAUGAUGACACACCUGGCGACCUAGACGUCAGCAAAAUCUACACCCACUUCAUUGAGACCCAAAACCCAUCUGAUGCGUCCUUCCUGCAACCAGUUGACAGCAAGGCAUACCCCAAACUCAAAGCCUUCUGGUUAAAGCCAAAGGAGUACGCACCCACCAUCGUCAAAGGUAAAGAAGUCGACGUCAUAACCAACGCUCGCAAAUUUGAAGCCAAGCGCAACAACGAACUAAGCGGACACCUCUUCGGCGCCCUCUUUGACCCCUUCGCCCGCAUCACUGGCUACUCCGGCAUCCUGCCCCCUCGCACGCUACAGCUGCCCAGCUGGGUAUGGGAAACGGCCCUGAAACAAAUUACAACCUUCUUCCAUGCGGGCCCGCUACUGGUGACGGAAGCCGUGCCGAAGUUUGACAAAAAAUACCAGGUGAAGCAGGACUCCUACAGGAAAGAUGUGAAGGAGAGCGUCAAAGGAGCGCAGAUGAGGUUACCGGCGUUGAAAGCGGCUGAUUGGGCAUGGCUUCAGCCGUACUAUGAGCCGGUAAAGGAGGAUGGCGAUGAUGAUAAGAACAAGCAACUGCGGCUGAGAUCACUAAAGGGCGGUGGGGAAGAACCACCCAAGCCAAAUCCGAAAAUGCAGCAGGUGUACAUGAGCAUAGAAAUUGGGGGCGAUGCGGGUGCGGAUGAAGCGCCGAGGUGGAAGAAGGGGCCGUUGACGGCGGUGGAGGGGUUCAUGCAACUGAAAGAGCCCGUCGAGCAGGGGAACAAUAAAGAGGAGCCUCCCAAGUAG
This is a messenger RNA of Sordaria macrospora k-hell, 4242 nucleotides long. RefSeq lists its product as uncharacterized. The record is from RefSeq and is a predicted model, not a curated record. NCBI's taxonomy places the organism in Eukaryota, Fungi, Ascomycota, Sordariomycetes, Sordariales, Sordariaceae.